Paramecium tetraurelia is the source of this 501-nucleotide messenger RNA. RefSeq lists its product as uncharacterized. NCBI's taxonomy places the organism in Eukaryota, Ciliophora, Oligohymenophorea, Peniculida, Parameciidae. The transcript has 2 exons. The record is from RefSeq and is a predicted model, not a curated record.
AUGAAAUAAAAUAGAGUUUCUAUAUUGACCAAAUAAAACAUAAGAUAUGAAGGAUCUGUUUAUGCAAUAGACAAAAUUCGAAAAACAGUCUUCCUCAAAGAUGUGAGGUGUAUGGGAACUGAGAACAGGGAAGCUGCGAUAUUCAUCCCUCCAUCAACAAAAAUCACUCAAAUGGCUGAGUUCACAAAUGAGUAGAUUUUGGAGAUCAAAAAAUUAAACACCACUGACUUCCCAGAACAUUUACCCGCUGCCACCAAAGAACAUACUCAAAGUUCUCAAGAUCAGAAAUUGGCAUCCAAAAUUUUAAACCAAAGUUGCACCUACGAAGUCACCAGAUCGCCUCUGCCCAAGAUAACUAUGAGAAAAAAUAGACACUUCCUGUCUCAAAGUCCUGAUCCGAGGAAGGUGGACUAGAAACCUGUUUAUAUUACAAAUAAUUAUUUAUAAUUGAAGAAAAUGGAAUAAUUCAAAAAAAUGCUUAUGUUCAGACAACACAGAUGA